Molecule: messenger RNA, 2345 nt
Organism: Mus musculus (house mouse)
Lineage: Eukaryota; Metazoa; Chordata; Mammalia; Rodentia; Muridae
Gene: Esrra
Product: estrogen related receptor, alpha
Exons: 7
Coding region: 732-1571 (279 amino acids)
Biological process (GO): intracellular receptor signaling pathway; regulation of DNA-templated transcription; nuclear receptor-mediated steroid hormone signaling pathway
Cellular component (GO): nucleus; cytoplasm; nucleoplasm
Molecular function (GO): protein domain specific binding; zinc ion binding; steroid binding
Source: RefSeq, marked validated
GUCAGCUGGAGGAAGCGGAGUAGGAAGCAGCCGCGAUGUCCUUUUGUGUCCUACAAGCAGCCAGCGGCGCCGCCGAGUGAGGGGGGACGCAGCGCGGCGGGGCGGUGCGGCCGGAGGAGGCGGCCCCCGCUCACCCCGGCGCUCCGGGCCGCUCGGCCCCCAUGCCUGCCCGCCAGCCCUGCCGGAGCCCAAGGUGACCAGCACCAUGUCCAGCCAGGUGGUGGGCAUCGAGCCUCUCUACAUCAAGGCAGAGCCAGCCAGUCCUGACAGUCCAAAGGGUUCCUCAGAGACUGAGACUGAACCCCCGGUGACCCUGGCCUCUGGUCCAGCUCCAGCCCGCUGCCUUCCAGGGCACAAGGAGGAGGAGGAUGGGGAGGGGGCAGGGUCUGGUGAGCAGGGCAGUGGGAAGCUAGUGCUCAGCUCUCUACCCAAACGCCUCUGCCUGGUCUGUGGGGAUGUGGCCUCUGGCUACCACUACGGUGUGGCAUCCUGUGAGGCCUGCAAAGCCUUCUUCAAGAGGACCAUCCAGGACUGGUGCUUGCCCAGGGUGAGUCAGGGCUCUCCUGUCAUCUGGGCCCCCUCCGGGCUCUGGGAGGCCGCCACUGGAGCCCUGCCUCUUCCUGGCAGGGAGCAUCGAGUACAGCUGUCCGGCCUCCAAUGAGUGUGAGAUCACCAAGCGGAGACGCAAGGCCUGUCAGGCCUGCCGCUUCACCAAGUGCCUGCGGGUGGGCAUGCUCAAGGAGGGUGUGCGUCUGGACCGUGUCCGCGGCGGACGGCAGAAGUACAAACGGCGGCCAGAGGUGGACCCUUUGCCUUUCCCGGGCCCCUUCCCUGCUGGACCUCUGGCAGUAGCUGGAGGACCCAGGAAGACAGCCCCAGUGAACGCUCUGGUGUCGCAUCUGCUGGUGGUUGAACCUGAGAAGCUGUACGCCAUGCCUGACCCAGCAAGCCCCGAUGGACACCUCCCCGCUGUGGCCACUCUCUGUGACCUUUUUGAUCGAGAGAUAGUGGUCACCAUCAGCUGGGCCAAGAGCAUCCCAGGCUUCUCCUCACUGUCACUGUCUGACCAGAUGUCAGUACUGCAGAGUGUGUGGAUGGAAGUGCUGGUGCUGGGUGUGGCCCAGCGCUCACUGCCACUGCAGGAUGAGCUGGCCUUUGCUGAGGACCUGGUCCUAGAUGAAGAGGGGGCACGGGCAGCUGGCCUGGGGGAUCUGGGGGCAGCCCUGCUGCAGCUGGUUCGGCGACUGCAAGCUCUUCGGCUGGAGCGGGAGGAGUACGUCCUGCUGAAAGCUCUGGCCCUUGCCAAUUCUGACUCUGUGCACAUUGAAGAUGCUGAGGCUGUGGAGCAGCUGCGCGAAGCCCUGCAUGAGGCCCUGCUGGAGUAUGAAGCUGGCCGGGCUGGCCCUGGAGGGGGUGCUGAGCGGAGGCGUGCAGGCAGGCUGCUGCUUACGCUGCCACUCCUCCGCCAGACAGCAGGCAAAGUCCUGGCCCAUUUCUAUGGGGUGAAGCUGGAGGGCAAGGUGCCCAUGCACAAGCUGUUUUUGGAAAUGCUUGAGGCCAUGAUGGACUGAGGCAAGGGGUGGGACAGGGUGGGGUGGCUGGCAGGAUCUGCCCAGCAUAGGGUGUUAGCCCCAAAGGGGCAAAGCUGGAGUCUGGGCAGUGCCAUAGCCUGCUGGCAGGGCCAGGGCAAUGCCAUCCGCCCCUGGGAGAAGGCUUCAUGCCCUUCCCUCCCCACUUUGUGUGUGUGGGGGAUUGUCAGAAGCCAGGAAAGUGAAUGCCCAGGUGUGGGCACAGUGCUGCCCCUUGCAAGCCAUAACGUGCCCCCCAAGAGUGUUGGGGGCCUCGCGGAAGCCAUAGGGGGCUGCAGGGGAUGUGCAGGAGGCAGACACUGAUCUCAGGGAGGGAAGGGAUGGAGGCCGCCGGCUCCCACUGGGUGAUGCUUUUGCUGCUGCUUAAUCCGAUCUCCUCUCCGGAGCAGAGGGGGGCUUGGAAAGCAAAGGCCCCGUCCCUUCGCUCCUCUCCUCAUCCGCAUUGGGCAUUAUUGCCCCCCCUUGAAGCAAUAACUCCAAGCAGGCUCCAGCCCCUGGACCCCAGGGGUGGCCAGGGCCCCCUAUCAGCUCCCACCUCAAGGGGUGGGGGACAGCACUGCCUCUAUGCCCUGCAGAGCAAUAACACUAUAUUUAUUUUUGGGUUUGGCCAGGGAGGCGCAGGGCCAUGGGGCAAGCCAGGGCCCAGAGCCCUUGGCUGUACAGAGACUCUAUUUUAAUGUAUAUUUGCUGCAAAGAGAAACCGCUUUUGGUUUUGAACCUUUAAUGAGAAAAAAAAUAUACUAUGGAGCUCAAGUA